This is a messenger RNA of Harpia harpyja (harpy eagle), 6535 nucleotides long. RefSeq names its product sorting nexin 5 (gene SNX5). Gene Ontology annotation, biological process: pinocytosis; intracellular protein transport. The transcript is spliced from 13 exons. Bases 27 to 1199 code for a protein of 390 amino acids. Gene Ontology annotation, molecular function: phosphatidylinositol binding; dynactin binding. Lineage: Eukaryota; Metazoa; Chordata; Aves; Accipitriformes; Accipitridae. Gene Ontology annotation, cellular component: endosome. The record is from RefSeq and is a predicted model, not a curated record.
AAACUCUACCUGGAUUUGUCACAGCAAUGCUCUCUGCUGUCUCUUCUCUUGGGCUUCCAGAUCAGCUGAGGUCUGUAUCUGUAGACCUGAAUGUUGAUCCUUCUCUCCAAAUUGAUAUACCCGAUGCCCUAAGUGAAAAGGACAGAGUGAAGUUCACUGUACAUACUAAGACUACACUGCCAGCUUUUCAAAGCCCUGAGUUUUCAGUUACAAGGCAGCAUGAAGACUUUGUGUGGCUGCAUGAUACGCUCACUGAAACUGAAGAGUAUGCAGGACUCAUUAUACCUCCAGCACCUUCAAAGCCUGACUUUGAUGGUCCCAGAGAGAAGAUGCAGAAGCUAGGGGAAGGAGAAGUGUCUAUGACAAAAGAAGAGUUUGCCAAAAUGAAGCAAGAGCUAGAAGCUGAAUACCUCGCUGUCUUCAAGAAGACUGUAUCGUCACAUGAAAUCUUCCUUCAGCGGAUUUCUUCUCAUCCUGUGCUCAGCAAGGAUCGCAAUUUUCAUGUUUUUCUGGAGUAUGACCAGGAUCUGAGUGUUCGGAGGAAAAACACAAAAGAGAUGUUUGGUGGCUUUUUAAAAAGUGUGGUAAAGAGUGCUGAUGAAGUUCUCUUCUCUGGAGUCAAGGAAGUAGAAGACUUUUUUGAGCAGGAGAAGACUUUUCUUGUAAACUACUACAACAGAAUCAAGGAUGCAUGUGCAAAAGCAGAUAAGAUGACAAGAUCUCAUAAAAAUGUUGCAGAUGACUAUAUUUAUACUUCAGCUUGCUUGAACAGCCUGGCAUUAGAAGAACCUACGGUUAUCAAAAAGUACUUGUUGAAAGUUGCUGAACUCUUUGAGAAACUCAGGAAGGUAGAGAGUAGAGUUUCAUCUGAUGAAGACUUAAAGCUCUCUGAACUGUUGAGAUACUACAUGCUCAAUAUAGAAGCUGCUAAGGAUCUUCUGUACAGACGUACAAGGGCUCUUGUUGAUUAUGAAAAUUCGAACAAAGCUCUAGAUAAAGCCAGGCUAAAGAGCAAGGACGUCAGGCUGGCUGAGGCACAUCAACAGGAUUGUUGUCAGAAGUUUGAAAAGAUUUCAGAAUCUGCAAAACAAGAACUGAUGAGCUUCAAACAGAAGAGAAUAGCAGCAUUCCGCAAAAACCUAAUAGAAAUGGCAGAACUGGAAAUAAAACAUGCAAAGGAGGCUUUGUUUUACUCCUGAAAAGGAAAAUGCUGGGAAAGCCCCUUCCCUCCGCACACCACACCUUAGCAUCUCUGCGUGUCUUCAGAGGAGAGAGCUGGGAUUUCCUGAGGACCAGAAGGGAGUUAGGUGCCUGAGCCUCACCAACGGGGACAUAGUGUCUGCCUCCCUUUGGCCUAUUUCAGUCGCUCAUCCAUUUGGUUUGUGGUAUAUUAGGAAAACCAAGCCUGUAGCAUGGGUAGAAAUUCACUUCUGACCUCUGUGGGCUUUGCACGUGGCCAGCAACAACUGGAAACAUGUUCCCUGCCUCGGUUACAGGUAAGGAGUAAAUUGCUGUGUAUUUUCUGCCCUAGCAGAUGUUUGGUGAACGUGUGCUUUUUGACAAAUGAAAACAUGGCUGGUGUCUGGGCUUGAGAUGUCCUCAGUUUCUCGGGAUGUUGUGGCAUCUUGCUGUGAGCUGCCACCACCCGCUCCAGCCAUGGCUGUGCCCGAGAUCCCCGCAGAAGCAGCGGCCACGCUUCUCCCCAGAGGGAGAAGUAUUUCAGUGCCGGGCAAGAAACCUUGUGUUAACAGCUGCCAUGCUCUGCUCUCCUCCGAAGGUUACCAAUUAAUUCCUCACAACAUGAUCCAUCUGUUCUCAGCCUGUAAGCUGCUUGAGAUAGGGGCUGUCUUUGCCAUGCAUGCUUGAGCAGUGCUGCAGAAAGGGGUCCUGGCCUCAGGCACGAUGACAAGGAGAACAUUAAACUUCUGGGGAAGCGGCUGCGAGUCCUGGCACGCCUGUAGGCUGAUGAAGCUGUCAAGGGAAAAGGAAUAUUCUUGUCCUUUUGACCACGUGCAGAAACCAUCACAACUGCAGUAGUACGUCUAGUUGGUUUAGAAAUGUUUUGCUAUCCCCUUGCGCAGCUGCUGUCUUAGCAUCUUGGGUACCGCUAAACCAUGUAGGUCUUUUUCAUGCUGGUUUUUUACCGUCAUAUUUUAAGUUUCUCAGGCUCUUUUGCUUUUCUGGAAGCAUGUUGGAGGAGCUGAGAUUUCUCUCUUCAUCUGCGUGGUCCUCAUAACCAUAUUGCAAGGCUCUGCUCUCCAGAAUGAAGUGAAGGUAAUGGUGCUGCUCAUCACAUGGCGGAUCCUGUGCCACCUCCUGUCCUUUGCGAUAUUCGUGCCCUGGGCUGGAGGCUGUGGUUUCAGGGCUCCUGGUAACCACAUCAAAAAAUAUCCCAGACCUGUGAUGCAAGGCACUAAUGACCGAUGCAAACUCACUUUUCUGGUUCAGAUUUGUUAAAUAUUUUUGGCAGGCUGACUGGAGAGCCUUGUGCCACAUCAGGAGCUGCCUGUCUCCGUGCCCCGCUAACUGCAUGUUGGACCGCGUACUGCCUCUUUUCCUGCACAAAGACAGCAUAAACUCCAUCACCAUGGCUAAUUGGGUAGAAAUUAGAUGUUCUGCUUGUGCAAAACCAAGAUGAAAUGUACGCUGUCGAGUAGUCUGGUGCACAGAUGCUAUAUUCCUGACGGUGGAAGUGUAGCCUGAGGGUUCAGAUGCCCUGCUUGGGUCUCGGCACAGCCUGCUGAGAUGGGAGACUGGGUGUAAUCCUGUCUUGGAGUAGGCAGUGCUGCUCCAUCACUGGGUCUUCUCCACUGCUGGGAGUGCAGGUGCAGAUGCUGAUGUGGCUCAGCUGAGAUGUGAUCAUCCCCUAAGUCUCCACAGUUUGUAGCAUCUGAAAUCAAUUGUUUCUUUCACUGUAAAAUUGUUGCUAUGUAAUUUCUCUUUGCAGCCUUCCAAAUAGGCACAUCUGUCAGAUUUUGAUGUUUUCAAGUGUUUUGUUAUGUGGGAUUUUCUUUUUAUUAAGAAUGGGCCUUUUACCAAACAAGCAUCUCAAUCACCAUCUCAGUUAAAAAAGUACAUCUCAAGGUCAGCUUACCUGAAGUCAUCUUGGGAAAUGUUUUAACUUAAGGAUGGCAUACAAAAACCCCCACUAUCUAUGACUGUAAAAAUGCGACCAGCUUUCAUCGCUCUCCAGGCAGUGGCAGAGAGAUGAUGUGAUCUGCUUUGCUUUCAUCCUUGGCUUUGCCUCUAUGGAUAAUUCAACCUGUAUUCAAACACUAGAAAAAAAAAAAAUACUGGGGACACCUUCUGUGUAUACAUAAAACUUGAGUCCCACAGCUUGUGCUCUGACCUUCCCUCUGCUCUCCAGCUCAGUGAUCUGGCAUGCCACAUCAUCCCAUGGGAGCGUGAGGAGGAGAGGGCAGGGGAAUCUCUUAGCAAUGUUAUGAUCAUCCGAAAGUCAGUCCCUGCAGCCAAACUUAUACCAGCGAACUCUUUGCCAGCCGCGUGGGCAGGCUUAAUGCCUAGGUCAUGUGGCGUGGAUGCAAAUUUAGUGCACUUGAAAACCGAGCUAAGCCGGAGGGCUGUACCGUAAGCCCGUGGAGACCAGCUGUUGUGGCAGCGGAUAAAGGAGUGGGAAGGAAAAAACACUCUUUCCUUGUUUCAGAGAGAGAAGAAUCUCUCCGGGUGUUCUGCGUAGGGCCCCGCCGUGCGAGGAGCUGCGGGGCUGCGUGUCAGGCUGUGGUUUGUAUCACAGGAUCAAGGUGGGAGCGACCGUCUUGGCUCUAGCCCUGAAAGGACGGAAAACCCCACGCUUUUGUUUCCCAGGGGUACCUAAUACGUGUCCUGGGCUUUCAGACCAGCCGGGAAAGUGAUAGCGAGAGGGUCCGGUGCCACCGGAGGAGCGGCUGAGGGCCACUUGGAUAUGGGAAGGGUUAAGCAGCCUGGACAUGAGGAAUGAGCUGUGGUGUUCCUUCUGUGAUUCAAAGAGGGAAAAAUGUGCCCUCCCUCUCAGAUGCUUCCUUCUGUCCAAAAAAGGCUAAAUGGGCUCAGUGAAAAACCAGCGGAGGCAUUCCUCAUAUUCUCUGGAGUAACUGGAUAUAAAAGCCCGGAUUUAAAGGGGUAGCUUGCAGAAAAUUAAAUGUGACUCUGAAAGGAAUUCACCUUCUGCAGGAAAGCUGGCUGUGGUUUCGGUAGCAAAGGAUAAGCUGGGCACUAGCUAGAGAAAGGCGAGGCUGUGUAAGAGAUGAGUAUUAACAAACACAGACGAGUCAUUAGUCAUCACAGAUUAUUAAACACAGGAGGCCAGUUUGUCGUCUUUAUUUUAUGAGGGACGGCUUACACGCACAGUAAUAACCACAGGACUCGGCUGGGUUUGCAGCAGCUCCCAAGCACACAGGUUAAUGGUAUCGACCCUGAUCCAAAACCCGUUCAUGUCAACAGGAGACUCUCCCCUGACUUGGAGCACGACCAAAGUGAGUUUAAUAAGCGAUUUUAAUAUAUCCUGUGCUCCUUCUGCAGCCAGACAGACUGCGUUGUCUUCUCCGGGCCAGGAUUGCAGGCACUUACUACACCAUUUGCUGGUGGCGGUCUGCCUGUUGUGAAACACACGUGAGGGCUGGUUUGCAAAAACACCUCCGUGCAGAAAAAGCCACCUCUGCCCCAUCACCUUGAAACCCCUCCUGGAGGUCCCUCUGCCACCCAGCAAGGAGUCACAGGGGCAAUCCGAGGCCUGAGUGAGAAGGAGGGGGAAGAAAAAUCUUUAAAAGAGAAAGGAAAAUUAAGGAAGGAGGAAGAAGGGAGGCUGAGGAUGAUUGCCAACGUCAACAUGACAUGGAAGGGAAGGUUCUCUGGCUGACAGGCACUGUGUUGCGGUCCUUCCUUCCUACCUCCAGCCAGCCGGAGAUGAGAACAGCAUGGGGCACAUCUUCACGGCGGGUGAAUUGCUGCCUCCCCCUUCCAUCUGGACCAGAGCUGGAGAGAGGUCCACCCUGCUCUGCUCGUGGCCCAAAAGCGGGAUUUCAAGAAGGCUGGGCUCUGAACAGGGCUACCCUUGUUCUAGGGAAUGAGCAGGAAGGUCUCUGUAGGCCAAGGAUCCUAGUCAGGCUGCUCAUAUCGGCUACUACGGAAAAGAGUAGGGUGAGGUCUACCGCAUGUCAAGCUUUGCUAUCAGGCAGACAUUGGACACAUGUCCCAUGAGACUCUGCAACCCUCCGGGGGGGAUGAUGGCUUCUUUUCAGAUCCCGGUUCUGCUUGAGGUGGAUUUUCCCACUCCCAUCAGAGUGCCUGAGCUGCCAAAGAGGUCUUGGUUGGCCAGAGCAUCCCUAGCGAGCAUGGUUGAGACUGCAUGAAAAGUAAAGAUUAGGGGAGAAAGUAGGGGAAGAAGGAAAACAUUCAAUAUGGGGGCUGGAGGAGGUGCUCUGGGGCAUGAAGAACGUUUCGGUCACUUUGGGGGAGAUUUUCUUAUUUCCCUUGGGCAGAAUGACUUUCUGGGUGAGUGGGAUGCAGAAGACCAGGUUUCUUCAUCCCUGAAGCCAGGGCUGACUUUGCUUCGAUGCUUAUGUCUAGGAGAGAGGUCCCAGCUGGGUAUCCUGAAGAGAGACAGCCAGGGCGGGGGGGAACGGUGUCCCUCCUUAGCUGAUAACUGCCUUUGUGAGAUAAGGAUUAAGCUCUUCACCUUGGUGGCUUCUGCAAAUGCCAAACCUGGGCAGCUCAUUCUCCCUUGCAGUGCCUGAACAGAAACGUUGUAGUUUCUCAGCAUCAAACCUAUGUCUGUUGGUGGCUUUUACCUUGCAAAACUUGGUCGCUUGUGCAGGAAGCCAGACCCAGGGCUGCCGAGCUGUAGGUCCUUCUCCGCUACCUGCUGGCAAAGUAUAGUUUUUAGGGGGGUGUGAUGGAGCAGGGUCUUCGUGCUGAAGGGUCCUACUGGAGCAUCUCAGAAGGGUUGCAGUCCUUCGGUCACUUUGCAUACAGCUUGCAGAAGCCUUGGGAGCAGACUGCAUCCACCCGACGUAGGGAGUGCUCUCUGUCCUGGCUCCUGCACGCUCGCUAAUUGGUCCUGACAUCUUGACGAGGACUUCGUGCGAGGCUGUCGGGAGCGGUUACUGAUGCUUGGCAGUGCUUCCAUGCCGUGAAGGCUGCAGGUCGGGUCCUCGCAGGGGGCUCAGCCGGGUGAGGACCGUCAGGGUGUCAGUGCCUGGCAGUUCCCUGAGCAGUUUCCCAUCCGACUUCUGUGUUUAUUGUGUGCCUGGAAUUUAAUAUAUAUGCAAGCCCGUUUCUAAGGAGAGGUGUUAAAAGUUACUCCCCUGAGCAGCAGUGGUUGGCUUGACUUUUUAUUACUGGGGAAAGGAAAGAAUUGCCACCAAAAUCAAGUAUUUUUUAAUGUAAACUUGAUUACCAAGUGCUUACCUGGUGCAAGUUUAAACCACCUGAGCAACCACCCUGUCUCUCUUCCCUAGCAAGUGCCUGGCUCUAAGUAGCAUAGACCACCCUACAAAAUCUCCUAGAUCAUUCCUAUUUGGUGAAGCGUUGCCCAGAG